Penicillium daleae is the source of this 1647-nucleotide messenger RNA. Its product is annotated as scramblase family protein. NCBI's taxonomy places the organism in Eukaryota, Fungi, Ascomycota, Eurotiomycetes, Eurotiales, Aspergillaceae. The transcript is spliced from 3 exons. Gene Ontology annotation, cellular component: plasma membrane. Gene Ontology annotation, molecular function: phospholipid scramblase activity. Gene Ontology annotation, biological process: plasma membrane phospholipid scrambling. The coding region runs from base 1 to 1647 and encodes 548 amino acids. The record is from RefSeq and is a predicted model, not a curated record.
AUGUGGAGCCCGAGGCUCGUUUCCCCUUCGUUAAGAGGCCUUCCAAUCCGCAGGCCUCUAUCGACUCUUCGCGGCAAAAACAAUCGCUUCGGUCCGCGCAGCAGCAUCGUACGGCCGGGACGAAUUCCUCAAGCUCAGAAAUCAGAUGAAACGCCGCAGCAACCAGAGACUCCAGUCUCAGAGUCCCAGGAUACAGCAAAUCCCAACUAUGACCCUUCGCAAAAUACCCUCCUCGCGCCUGUCUAUCUUCCAGAAGACCCCAAUGGCGUUCUCAAAGAAACGCAUCCAGCGACGAAACUCCUGGCCAACUCAGCAUUGGUUGUACAGCGCCAGCUAGAGUUAAUGAAUGUCAUGAUCGGCUUCGAGCAAGCGAACAAGUAUGUCAUCAUGGAUGCGCAGGGAAAUCACAUUGGGUAUAUGGCGGAGCAAGAGAAGGGCAUGGCCAAUGCCAUGGCGCGUCAAUGGUUCCGCACACAUCGGAGCUUCGUGACUCAUGUGUUUGAUAGACAUGAGAAUGAGGUGCUACGGUUCAAUCGUCCAUUCUCGUGGAUCAACUCUCGAAUUCUAGUCUACGAUCCUCUCGAUACCAACGCUAGCUCUUCCACAUACUCAUCCGUUCAAACGACGACUCCAGGUGGCUUGGUCCAAGCUGAGGCUUCAUCGAAUGCACAAGUCUCCCCGCUCGACUUUGCUCAGAUGCGUGUUAUUGGUGAAGCGCAGCAGCAAUGGGCACCCCUACGGCGAAAAUACAAUCUGUUCACAUAUCACCAGUCGCCCAACUCUGCGACGGACAUGGGUACUCAGAGAUUCGCUCUUGCCGAAUCCGGCUUAUCAAAACAACAGCAAAUGCAGCUCGCCCAGGUUUCAAGUCAGGGUCAAGGUGAAUUCAACCAGUUUGCUUACGUCAACGAGCCAUUCCUAUCCUGGGACUUCUCUCUCCUUUCGGCAGAGAACCGACUGAUUGGAUCCGUGAACCGCAACUUUGCCGGAUUUGCUCGGGAAAUCUUCACGGAUACGGGUGUUUACGCAUUGCGUAUGGAUUCUGCUGGAGCGACCACCGAGGCAUUAGCAAAUCAGGGCAAUUCCGCCCCUGGAAUGACCCUUGAUCAACGAGCAGUGAUGCUCGCUACAGCCGUCAGUGUUGAUUUCGACUACUUCAGCCGUCACAGUGGGUCGGGUGGAUUUGGUUUCUUGCCCCUUUGGUUCCCCGGAGUUGGCGGAGAGGCUGCGGCUGGAGGAGCGGCCGCUGGAGAGGCCGCUGGAGCUGCCGGGGGUGCUGCUGCUGGCGGUGCAGCUGCUGGAGAAGCUGGUGCUCUUGGCGAGGUGGCAGCUGGUACUCUCGGACGGGCAGGCGCUGCUGGUGGCAUGGCAGAUGGCAUAGCAGCCGGCGCUGCGGGCGCUGGCGCCAUGGCUGGCUAUGAAGCCAUGCAGAGGGGCAUGUCGGCCAACCAGGCUCCUGAGACGCCUGCCCCUGGCCAAGCUGCGAUGCCGCCAUCCGACCAGCAAUCCCCAGGGCAGCCUGGCCAGUCUGAAGACGUAUGGGCCGAGGAACCGCCGGUGGACCCUUCGGCUGAAGACGAAUUUGUUGAUCCGUGGGGUGAUGAAGGAUCAGAUGAAGGAGGUGGGGAUGAUUUUGACUGGUUCUAA